AUGUCUCAGAAGAUCAAGGCAGGCUCUGUGGUGGAGAUGCAGGGGGAUGAAAUGACUCGAGUCAUCUGGGAGCUCAUCAAGGAGAAACUCAUCUUCCCUUACCUGGAGCUCGACCUGCACAGCUAUGACCUCGGUAUGGAGAACCGAGAUGCAACAGACGACCGGGUGACGGUUGAGGCGGCGGAGGCAGUCCAGCGCUACAACGUGGGCAUCAAGUGCGCCACCAUCACGCCAGAUGAGAAUCGCGUGGAAGAGUUCAAGCUGAAGCAGAUGUGGCGUUCGCCCAACGGCACCAUCCGUAACAUCCUCGGAGGCACAGUGUUCAGGGAGGCCAUCAUCUGCAAGAACAUCCCCCGCCUGGUACCUGGCUGGGUCAAGCCCAUCAUCAUUGGCAGGCACGCCCAUGGAGAUCAGUACAAAGCCACAGACUUUGUGGUGCCCGGGCCUGGGAAAGUGGAGAUGACCUACACGCCCACAACGGGAGAGCCAGUUAAAUAUGUCAUCCAUGAGUUUGUGGGCACAGGAGGUGUAGCCAUGGGGAUGUACAAUACAGAUAAGUCCAUCAGGGACUUUGCCCACAGCUCCUUCCAAAUGGCUUUGUCCAAAGGCUGGCCGCUCUAUCUCAGCACCAAGAACACCAUCCUGAAGAAGUACGACGGUCGCUUCAAAGACAUCUUCCAGGAGAUCUAUGAGAAGGAAUACCGUGCCCAGUUUGAGGCCAAAGGCAUCUGGUAUGAGCACCGUCUGAUAGAUGACAUGGUGGCCCAGGCCAUGAAAUCUGAGGGAGGCUUCAUUUGGGCCUGCAAGAACUACGAUGGAGACGUGCAGUCUGACUCUGUGGCGCAAGGCUACGGCUCCCUGGGUAUGAUGACCAGUGUGCUUAUCUGUCCUGAUGGACGCACAGUGGAGUCUGAGGCCGCCCACGGCACAGUGACUCGCCACUACAGGCAACACCAACAGGGAAAAGAGACCUCCACCAAUCCCAUAGCCUCCAUCUUUGCAUGGACACGGGGCCUGCUCCACCGGGCAAAGCUGGACAACAAUGCCGAGCUGCGAGUGUUCGCUGAGGCACUGGAGGCCGUGUGCAUUGAGACCAUCGAGGCUGGCUUCAUGACCAAGGAUUUGGCUAUCUGCAUAAAAGGCCUGCCAAAUGUGAAACGUGCUGACUACUUGAACACCUUUGAGUUCCUGGACAAGCUUGCAGAGAACCUGAAGAUUAAGCUAGCCAACCCGCCCAAACUGUGAUCUCACAUCCCAGCCUCAACGCACACACGGACACACAUACAUUCAAACACACACAUCUAUACAGCUACUGGAAUGAACAUUGGAGCAGGGAGGAGUGUGCCCAGGGCUCCAGGAGAUCUCUGGACUGAAACCACAUCAUUCCCUAACUGAAGGUCGGGUUAUGUAGGGUGCCUUGUCCAAAACGAAGGAGGCUUCUAUCAGUGUAGGCCAUGAUCCCUGUUAAUGCAUCACUAGUAGACGGCCAUACUUGUGUCAGGUAAUCAUGAAAGAUUCUCCGGACCGGCACAAGGACGAGUGGCCAGGUCCUCAGUGACCUUGUUUACCCUAAUUGCACUAUGUCCCCAGAAGUGAGCGUGAUGUGUGCUGUCAGUAUUGUCUGUGAUCUGUGCUAGACCGGGGACAGGAUCUGUCCGAGGGAGCCUCUAGACCCUUGCUGCCUUACUCGUUUUGUGUCAAAGUCAUUGUUUGAUUCUGGUCAUCUUCUAUGUCCUGUAAUGUCUUAACAAUACCUCAGGCAACAUAUGUUUUAGUGCCAGUUAAAAACCACAGCACUGUCAACCUGUAUUUCACUAAUGAAACCUCUCGGCAUGGUGCUAGAGUGGCCAUGUAUACCAUGACAUUUUACUGGUCUGCAGCAUGAAACACAUAAUAUAUGGACUUACAACUAAUUUAUAACAUUUUAAAUAAGUGUUCUGACUCUUCUUGUUAAAAAAAAAAUAACAUGUAGAUGUUGUACUCUUUUUACUGAUCACAAUCGAUGAAUGAUGCAUAUUCUGCCAAAAGUUCUUCAUCAAACAGUCCAUCUGUUGGUUUUUAAGCAAUGCUAUGCCUGUUAGGUCCUGUUAACGCAUAAUAAAGAAAAAAUGGUUAGUAGUGCUGGAUUUAUUUUGAUGCUUUCAGUUUCAAUUUACACAGUUGAAAAUAAACAAUCAUUAGUUUA
Messenger RNA from Micropterus salmoides (largemouth bass), 2185 nucleotides. It is a transcript of the gene idh1, whose product is annotated as isocitrate dehydrogenase (NADP(+)) 1. Gene Ontology annotation, cellular component: cytosol; mitochondrion; peroxisome. Gene Ontology annotation, biological process: isocitrate metabolic process. Gene Ontology annotation, molecular function: magnesium ion binding; isocitrate dehydrogenase (NADP+) activity; NAD binding. The record is from RefSeq and is a predicted model, not a curated record. The transcript has 8 exons. NCBI's taxonomy places the organism in Eukaryota, Metazoa, Chordata, Actinopteri, Centrarchiformes, Centrarchidae. The coding region runs from base 1 to 1245 and encodes 414 amino acids.